CGGCGGCGGGCGCGCCCCUCGCGCUGGGGGGCCGCACGCGGCGGCGGCGCCGGCGAGGAGCUCGCUUCGGACUCGCCGCCGCCCUGGCUGGCGGCCUGGACAGCGAGGCAGCGGCGGCCGCGGCUGUUCCCCUGACCCGGGACUUGGUCGCCGCGGCGGUCGACGAGUAUGGGGCCGCCUGGGUGGCGCAGGACCCAGGCCGCAUCGCGCGUCUCUUCACGGAGGACGCAGUCUACAUCGAGCGCCCGUUCGACAGGGCGGGGACGUUCCGUGGCGGGCGCGCGAUCCGGAAGUACUGGGCCACGCAGAUCGUGGGCAAGCAGGCGAACAUCGUGUUCCGCCACGUCCGUGACGCCAUGGUCGUGGACGCGCAGCAGGGCCGCGCCACGGUCAAGUGGCUCGCGGAGUUCGACAACCUCCGCUUCGAGCCGGGGAAGGAGCAGCCCACCAGAGGGCGGAUCCGUUUCGUGCAGGUC
This is a messenger RNA of Prorocentrum cordatum, 476 nucleotides long. NCBI's taxonomy places the organism in Eukaryota, Dinophyceae, Prorocentrales, Prorocentraceae. The record is from the annotation of a GenBank genome assembly.